AUGGUCAUUUACGCGGGAGCGCCCGGCCAUCAAUUUCGGUAUCAAUUCAAGGGAGCUUCACCUGGGUGGUGGGAUUGGGGUAAUUCACAAGAUCAUGAAAACACUGUAGCGUGGGUCGUCGAGGAUAAGCUUAACGACCCAAAAGAUAACGGAGGCCGGCCUGCAAUUAUUGUUCUCGGUAGUAACUGGAUCCAGUUUAAGUUGGUUACUUAA
Molecule: messenger RNA, 213 nt
Organism: Penicillium cinerascens
Lineage: Eukaryota; Fungi; Ascomycota; Eurotiomycetes; Eurotiales; Aspergillaceae
Exons: 2
Coding region: 1-213 (70 amino acids)
Source: RefSeq, a predicted model, not a curated record